This is a messenger RNA of Cryptomeria japonica (Japanese cedar), 2073 nucleotides long. RefSeq names its product alpha-humulene synthase. The transcript has 9 exons. Gene Ontology annotation, biological process: gibberellin biosynthetic process. The record is from RefSeq and is a predicted model, not a curated record. Bases 77 to 1813 code for a protein of 578 amino acids. Gene Ontology annotation, molecular function: terpene synthase activity; magnesium ion binding. NCBI's taxonomy places the organism in Eukaryota, Viridiplantae, Streptophyta, Pinopsida, Cupressales, Cupressaceae. Gene Ontology annotation, cellular component: chloroplast.
GCCUAGAAAUAACCUACAAGUUCUUUAGUUCACUUGUAAAUUUGUGUGGGCUCAAUCAUUUUAGAGUGUUUGUGCAAUGUCUAGUUUGAAGGGAGAUGCCAUUUCAUCUCGUAAAUUACCAGAUAAUGCUUUCAAUCACUGGGAUGAUGGUUUUGUGCAAUCUAUGGAAACACCAUAUCUCGCAUCUGAAUACCGUGAACGUGCUGAAACACUAGUUAAACAAGUAAAAACCUUGUUAAAAGAAAUGCAGACUGGAUCUGAUGGCGAUCUAAUACAGCGUCUUGAAAUGGUUGAUGCACUGCAAUGCCUCGGAAUAGAUCGAUAUUUUCAGGAUGAGAUAAAAGAAGCUCUUGAUUUUGUUUACCGAUGUUGGGAUGGAAGUGUGGGCAUAGGAGAAGGAUCCGAAAGUUGUAGCAGGAAUUUGAAUGCUACAGUUUUAGCACUCAGACUACUUAGACUCCAUCGUUAUCAUGUCUCUGCAGAUGUGCUGCAAAAUUUCAAGGAUGAAAAUGGUCAGUUUCUUAAGUGUGGAGGGAAAAAUGAUAAUAAUAUGAAGAGCAGUGGAGAGGAACAUGUGGUGAGAAGUAUACUGAAUCUUCUCAGAGCUGCAAGCGUAGCAUUUCCUGGAGAAACAAUUAUGCAAGAGGCUAAAGUGUUUAGCUCUCUGUACCUUAAGCAAGUAUUAAAAAAUAUUGAAGAUACAUAUAAAAGCAGUCUUCUAAAAGAGGUGGAGUAUGGACUUAUCUAUGAAUGGCCUCGUACUUUUACUAUAUGGGAGGCUCAAAAUUUCAUAGAAAUCUAUGACUUAGAUAAUUCCAGGUUAAAGAAUGUUAAGAUUUUGGAGUUGGCAAAAUUAAAUUUCAAUAUAUUACAAUGUGUGUACAAGAUGGAGAUGAAGACACUCUCUAGUUGGUGGCAAAAUUCUGGGAUCUCAAAAUUGAUAGCACUUAGAGAGCGUUCAAUUGAGUACCUUUUGAUGGGAAUUAGUGUUAUGGAUGAGAUGGAGUUUUCUAGUACCAGAAUUGCAGUGGCCAAAGUAGCAACCCUUGUCACUAUACUCGAUGACCUUUUUGAUGACUACUUAACUCUCGAACAAGUUGAGCUUGUUACUGGGGCCAUUAUUCAAGGUUGGAAUGUUUCACUUAUACAGAAUCUUCCAAACAAUUUCAAAAAAAUAGUGGAAUUUGUUUCUAAAAUAGUUAACGAAUUGUCAAGUGAUGCCACUAAAAAGCAAGGGCGUGAUAUGACACAAUUUAUUGCAAAAGCAUGGGCAGAUUAUGCUGAAGCUAAUUUGCAGCAAGCACGAUGGAAUAAAAGUGGAUAUGUUCCAACCUAUAAUGAGUACAUCAAUAUUGCUAGAACAAGUGCAUCGAUUGGACCACUUUCAUUGCAUUCUAUCCUCUUAACCACCAUUUUAGCAAACAAUGACAUUGAGAAGAUAUUCCUAAAUCGAUCAAGAUUAUGUGAGCUCGUAUGGUUAUCUUUACGCUUAGCCGAUGAUGCACAAGAUUUCCAGGAUGAGAAGCUUCAUGGACAAACUGCCUCAGCUGUUUCCUCAUAUAUGAGGGAUCAUGCUGAAUGCUUAGAAGAUGAUGCAUUAUGUCACAUCAAUUGCCUUGCUAAUCAAUUGAUAAAGGAAUUAAUGUGGGAAUUUCUCAAUCCAAAUAAGAAAUUUCUCGACUAUGAGAAGUUAUGUUUCAAUCUCAGUAAAGGAAUACAAUGUUUCUAUGUAUUUGGAGAUGGAUUUACAUAUCCUGAAAAGGGGAUCAAGCAGCAAGUAUUAAAAGUUCUUGUUGAUCCUGUGAAAAUAUGAUGUUUCUAUCAUCCAAAAAGAUAAUUCCACCUUUGUGAUAUACCUUUUCUAUUCCCUCAAUCUUAUCAUUUGUAAUGGGUUAUGAGUAGUCAUCUUGUGGCUACCUUAACUCUUAAUUAAGUCAUGUGAUCACUACUAUAUUAUUAUCUAGUUAUGUAGGCUAGUCUAAGCAUUAUAUAUUGGUAUAUAAGUCAGCCUAGGUGAUAUUCAAGGCAUAAGAAAGUUAUUUAUUGCAGGUAAUAAAUAUUAUUUAAUCACUA